Messenger RNA from Triticum aestivum (bread wheat), 4469 nucleotides. RefSeq names its product scarecrow-like protein 33. Bases 1836 to 3602 code for a protein of 588 amino acids. The record is from RefSeq and is a predicted model, not a curated record. NCBI's taxonomy places the organism in Eukaryota, Viridiplantae, Streptophyta, Magnoliopsida, Poales, Poaceae. The transcript is spliced from 2 exons.
UUCUUUUCUCAAUCAAACUUGGAUUAUUGACAUCAAUAGAUAUAUCCAUGUUUGUAAGUUAGCACUUAUCUCACCAUUUAUGAUCUUAUAAUUCCAUGGUGCCAUGAGGUAGUCAAUUACUUCUAGUAUGCCAAGUAGUCAUUUGAUUAUGCUCUCAUGGAUCAUGAAGCUUAGAUCUGAAACUUAGAAAUCUGCAGAGAUGCAGUAAUGCCUUGGCAUAUACUCCCUCCGUUCCUAAAUAUUUGUCUUUCUAGAGAUUUCAACAAGUGACUACAUACGGAGCAAAAUGAGUGAAUCUACUCUAAAAUAUGUCUAUAUACAUUCGUAUGUGAUAGUCCAUUUGAAAUCUCUACAAAGACAAAUAUUUAGGAAUGGAGGGAGUAUAUCUAUAAAUUGGAUGCUUUGGCCAUCGUGUUGCUGCAGAUUUUGUAACAACACACCACAAAAUCUGUGGGGGUUUAUGUAUAUGCCAGUCAAAUUGUUUGGCACUUCCUUUUGAGCCUGUGUAGAGUAACCAGAUAUGUGUUGAAGCCUCAAAGUUGUACUGAUUAGUCAGAGUUGAUGUGCACAUAUACCUUUACUUGUAUGAACAAUUAAAGUUGUGAUUGGCUUGACCGCACAUAACACGAAGUUUGCACCGACGAUGAUCUCUGAGAAAGAUGGGCACCUUAUACCCUUAAUUUUUCUAUUAUCUUAGAAAAUCUAUGGUCUUAUAACUGUUUUUGCUGGAUUUUUUUCGAUAUUAUAACUUUGGGCAAGCUCGGUGAUAUAUUGUUAAAUGAUGGUAUGUGAGAAAGAUAUUGAUCCAAUGGUUUGCGUUCUAUUAUGUACCUUACAUGGCCAGAGAAAACCAGAGUAGCAAGGAAUACUGAGUGAGCCUACAUCUAUAUUACUUGAUUUUAUUGCUAAUUAUCUCUAUGGUUUCUCCUUAAAAGGUUCAUAGCAUCAUGUGCUGUGUUUAUUUGUUUGCUUGCAGCCCUGAAAGAGUUUACUAAUUUGGUCAAGUAUGCAGAUCGUGGCAGGGAUAUAGGACUAUAGAUUAAGCAUGAGUAAGUUUAUUACAAACUAUGGCAUUUUCAAUAUUUUAACUAGGUAUAUUUUGGCCUCUCCUAGUAUAUUAUUUACUCUUUUGACAUAUCAGCAUAAUUCCUAAGCUUCCACUUAAAUAAUUAUGUUCAUGCACUAUUUUUUUCCCUUUAAGAUUCAUGUGCAACAAAGUAGUAGAUGUAAUUAUGUAUUCAUGUAACUGAGAUACAGUUCGAAUUGUAGUUAAGGACUCAGGACUUGUGGGUCGUAUGUGUCAUGUAUGCUGCGCUUUCAUUUUGCCAAACAUCAGAAGCAGAGUAAAACAUGUCAUGCUUAGUGCAAUAUUUUGGCAUCUGAUCUCACCUAUACCCUCUAAAAAAGUCUUGUUCGCAAACUUAAAAAGUUUCUCAAAAAUUGAACACAAGUACAUAUUUGAGUAUUAAGUUCACUUUUCAAAUUAAUUCUGUGCAAAAAAGCUACUAUGUUAGCCUUCAUCAUUUUAUUAUUUUUGCAUUGCACAAAGAUCUGCAAAUGCAAAUAGUACUCAAAAUGUCAUGUUUGAUUUUCUUAUUGCGUUUCUAAAAUAUCAAUUUGUUUUUGAUGUAAUUCUCUUGUACAAGGAAAUGGAACAAGGAGGUCAGAUCACACCUAGAUGAUUAGGAAAGCAACUGCUUUUUUGUUCUUUCUGGUUGGAGACAGUUCGGUGAUUCCAAGGAGACAAGCUUAGCAGAGCAACAUUACACCUACCAUGAUUGCCUUCCAUUCAUUCCAGGAAGAGCUUUGCCAUUACCAUUGCCAUUGCCAUCACCAUGGCUGCCACCCCCGUCUUCCCGGUGUUCCCAGACCUUCCCUUGAUGUCCCAUGAUGACAGCAACUGCUUCGCCGUGCAGGAUCACCUGACACUCCCCUAUAUCGCACAAAUCCUCAUGGAGGAGGAGGAUGACGUUGAUGAAGACAACCCUGCACUCCUCAAAGCCCAGCGACCCUUUGCCCAAAUCCUCUCUUCCAGCAUGCAUGCCUCCACCUUAAUGGCGGACCAAGGCGGCGCUUUGGCCAUCGACGUGCACUCUCCCAGUUCACCCAUCUUCAAGUUCAAGGGUGUUGAUGAGGUCCGCAGCUUGCUGUUGCUCCCCGAUGGGGACUACAGCACUCACAUGUUUAGUACUGCCUUCCUCAGGGGCAUGGAAGAGGCCAACAAGUUCUUGCCCACAAACUGUGAGCUGACGACCACUGGUGGGCAUGAUGAACCCAAGGAGAAAAGUGGCAGGGGCCGCAAGGACAGGCAUGGUGAUGUGGAGGUUGAUGUCAGUAGGACUAGCAGAUUGGUGGAAGCUGGUGCCGGCGAGGUGUUCGACCAAACGCUCAUUGCCAUGGGCAAUGAGACUGGGAACAGCAACAAGAAGGGGAGAAAGAGCAAGGCACGGGUGGUUGACCUGCACACACUGCUGAUCCACUGCGCCAAGGCGGUGAUGGAUGACCGCCGUAGUGCAGGUGAGUUACUCAAGGAGAUCAAGCAGCAUGCAUCACCAACUGGGGACGCCACACAGCGGCUUGCCUACUGGUUUGCUGAGGGGCUGGAGGCACGGCUGACCGGCACAGGGAGACAGGUGUAUGGGUUGCUCACGGCUGAGUGCACCUCUACUGUGAGGCAUAUGCAGGCCUACCAGCUGUUCAUGUCCACCUGCUGUUUCAGGAAGGUAGCCUUCUUGUUUGCCAACAAGGCCAUUUUCAAUGCAGCAGUUGGGAGAAGCAGGUUGCAUAUCGUGGAUUAUGGCCUCCAUUGUGGGUUCCAGUGGCCUGAGCUGCUGCGCUGGUUGGCUUCAAGGGAUGGUGGCCCACCGGAGGUCAGGAUCACCCACAUUGAACUCCCAUUGCCUGGGGUCUACCCAGAAAAACAUAUGGAGCAGAUAGGUAAUCAGCUGACUGACAUUGCACAAGAGCUUGGUGUGCCGUUCAAGUACCGUGCUAUCAUGGCACAGUGGCAGACCAUUUGCAUUGAGGACCUGGACAUGGAACCUGACGAGGCGCUUGCUGUGAAUGACCAGUUCAAUUUCAGGACCUUAAUGGAUGAGAGUGUCGUCAUAGCCAGCCCGAACCCCAGGGAUGUCGUCCUCGGCAACAUCAGCAAGAUGAAGCCAGACGUGUUUGUCCAAAGCACCGUGAAUGGCUCCUAUGGCACCUUCUUCUUGUCACGGUUCCGAGAGGCCCUUUUCUACCACUCUGCGCUAUUUGACAUGCUUGAUGCAACCAUGCCACGGGAGAGCAAACUGCGGCUGGCGCUGGAGCGUGACGUCUUUGGGUGGAUGGUCCUGAAUGCCGUCGCAUAUGAGGGAGAGGACCGAGUGGAGCGCGGUGAGACCUAUAAGCAUUGGCAGAUCAGAAACCAACGAGCAGGCCUGAGGCAGCUGCCACUGAACAGAGAGACUGUUAAGAUGGCUAGGGACAUGGUCAUGGGUGACUACCACAAGGAUUUUGCCAUAGAUGAGGAUCACCAAUGGCUGCUACAGGGAUGGAAGGGUCGUAUUCUCUACGCCCACUCAACAUGGGUGGCAGAGGGAGCUAGCUCCCAUUGUUAGCUAUUUUUCUCCUUUCUGCACAGGAACAACAGCUGCUAUGGGCAGUUAAUACUAUACUGUUUGUGAUGAGGUUUAUAUUCUAAACUUUGAAGAUGCAUUUUUUUUAUGGGAUGGCAAAAGGCAUUUGGGAUGAUGUGGCAUUUUCUUUGCUUUUUUUGUACUCAACUGUAUAAGAAGAUAAAUAUAUUUCUAUGUUUUUUAAGAUAAAAUAUAUAUCUAUGGCUGCGUGUUAUCUGGGAUGAUGGUUGUAUUCAUGAUCCAGUAAAUACAAACUGGUGGCAUGUUUGUUUUAAUGGCUAAUUUAGCUGGUGACUACAGUGACCCAUUGUCCAGAAUUUGAUGUUGAGCCCUGGAUAUUCAUGGAAACUGUCUGAUCUCUUUGUCGUAGUCUGGUGGAUUCAUGCAAUACUGGGAAGGAAGAUGAAAUUCAAGAUUGGUAGUAAAAAAGCUUGUAGGUAAGCACGAUGUGAUGUCAUCCUCUUGUGUUUGUAAAUUGGAUGUUUUGUUGACCAUGUAUUACAACUUCGGUUAUAGAUGAUGAGGACCACCAUGGUAACCAGUUUGUUGCUUGUGAAGCUACCAUGCUCUUCUACAAUUGGCUGGUAAAUAGUUUAUCGAGAUGGCAUAUUUUAUUUGUUAUCAAAAGUCGACAAACUUGAGAUGUUUUCAAGGGAUAUGUGAGCCAAGAUCAUUCAAUAUAUGGGCCACUGGUUGAAGGAAUCAAGGGAUGCCUCCAGGACUUUGAGGACCAUGCGCUGCUGGCGGUCCGACGUACGGCUAAUGAGGUAGCACAUGCAUUAGCAAAGGAGAGCUGCAAUAAUUACUUGGCUUCAUGUUCCACUGGAGUGUAUUAUGAACUUGCUAGAC